Rodentolepis nana is the source of this 612-nucleotide messenger RNA. The record is from the annotation of a GenBank genome assembly. NCBI's taxonomy places the organism in Eukaryota, Metazoa, Platyhelminthes, Cestoda, Cyclophyllidea, Hymenolepididae.
GAAUUGGGGACAAAGUCGGAAAAAUUAAUUGGUUGCAAAAAUAAUCGUGUUGAUUUAGAUGUACUGAAUGGGUCUGCUUACAAAAAUAAAACAAAAAAUGACUGGACUGCUGAGGUUUGGCGAGGAAUUAAAACAACUGCAUUCGCAUCUAUCCAUGGUGAUUAUUGGUUGCGACACACAUCGCCUCGUGUUGCGGUAACCACCUCCGACAUUUUGGUUCCAAUGGCUUUGGGAGUUGGGUUGGGUAUUCUCCACGCACAGAUUACCGCCUAUGAUCCUCAACGGCUCAAACGCAAACGACCUUCACCUCCUGCUUCAUUUAACUCCACUGCUGAUAUAGAACCUCCACAAUCUCCGACAUCUUUGCCAGUUUCUUCACCUCCACUCCCAUCGGAGGUCAAUUUUUCAAAUGCCGUUGAUUCGACACCACAAUUGCAACCUACCUCCACUCGGAAGCCAGAUAAAGAAGUCAUCUUGUCGGGAUCUAAUCAUGUAAUUGAGGAAAUAAACGAUCAAACCAAUAGCUGUGGGCUCAAUGCUAUUCGUGGAAAGAAUAUUGUUCACCUUCAACCAAAUAGAGUCUACCUUUCCAUUAAAAAGUCCUAUCUUUGA